AAAAUUUUCAAUCUAGUGACCCAUCUGAGAGACAUGAUCUUUACAUGUGAAGAAUUUUGUUAAUUUGUGCGAUUCUGGUGUUUCAAGUGUUGAAAAUGGAUUCAGUUUCUCAAAUAAACGACUCGAAUCAACAAUCAGAAGAACAAGCAACAGAAAUGAUCGAUGGAUCCAACGAUAAUGAUGACCAUGCUUCCUCCAGUGAUGAUUCCAAUGAUUCGGAGAGCCAUGAAGUUAGUCAAAAUAUAGUUUCUGAGAUGCACUUUUGGUACGGAAAUGAUAAAACUGCCAUUCUUACCGAGCUGGUUAAAAGUCGAAUCCAGCAGGCUAGGGUCAAUCAUCAAAUUGAAGUGUUUAAACUUGCUUUAGCAAAAUCUGCUGCCUCCAAGACGAAGUUACAGCUUGAUUUAGCAUGUAGCAAUCGAAUGAUAGUGUACUUGCAGGAAUCUGCAAAGGAACAAACAAAUUUAACUUCAACAGUUACUCAGCAGUACAAUAUAUCUAUCGACAUGAUAGAGGAGCUGGAUUUGAAACGCGUAAAACUGAUCAAAGACACCCAAGCUCUUGGAACAGCAGCAGCUGCAUUGGAAGAAAAUAUUGAUCAGAUCGAGAACGAAUUACAUCAACAAACAUCCUUCCAGAAAUUAGAGUCCGAUCGUAAUUGUGCACUACAGCUACAGAUUAGUGAUCUUCAAAAAAACAACAGUGCUUUGAAUGAUCUGCUUAGUAAAGCAGAAAUGGCACAUCAAUCGUUGAUUUCUUCUCACUCAGCCGAGCUGAAUGAGUAUGAGACUCGCAUAACUCAACUGAACGAACAGUUGGUCAAAGCUGAAGCACGCAUUACUAAUGAAAUGCAAACAAAUUCAGCUCUCAAGAACAAUGUAGAGUCAGUAUUGGCGGAAAAGAUUCUGAUAUCGACCGAGGUUGCCAAACUAGAAAACAGAUUGGCGGAAAUGGAGAAAGAGAUGGAAGACAAAUUGCAGGAUAAGGAGAAAUCCUACCGAAUACUCCUUGAAAAGGAAAAUAUGGAUGCUGUUCAAAAAUACAACCAAUUCAUGGAGGAUGCAUUGCAAUAUAAAUCCGAGAUUGCAAGGCAAACUGAGACUAUUGAGAAAAUGUGCAAUGAGCUUACAAAGUCUAACGAGUGCUUGGAUCGUGAAAGAAACAAGACAGAAGAUUUAGAAAAUAAAAUUGUCGGUAUUAAGAAUAUUCUCGAAGAUCGAAAUAAUGAAAUCUACGCACUACAUGCCAAGUUAAACGGUGAACAGAAACGGUUCGAUGAACAAAAACAGCAGCUACAGCAGAAAUAUGACGAGCUCCGAAAUCAGCUGGAUGAUAGGCAAAACGACUUGACAACGAAAAAUUUAAAAAUAACACAAUUAGAUGAGAAUUUAGCUACUAAUGUUCUGAAAAUAUCUGCAAUGGAAACACAAUUCAAGGAAAAGGAAGAAGAAUUGCAAACUUUAAAGACUAAGCUGAUAAACACAGAACAGUUAAAUGCUAGAAUCACUCAAUUAGAGGCAGCACUAGCAGAGCAAGUGUCUAAGGCGACUUCCUUAGAGCAGCAACUUUUAGAGAAAGAACACGACAACCGUGCAAUGACACAGCACGGUACACUUCAAGUUACAUCAACACCAUGUCAUCCAAUCGAAUUGGAAAGUAGUGUUGAUGUUACACCCUCUAAGAAAUCACGAGUUUCCGAUACAGAUGUAAUAAAUCUUACACCAAGUGGAACCAACUACAGUACAUUCCAGUCCAACGUCCUCCGAAAGCGAGCUCCGCUUAGACUUUUCGGAAGAAACUCUCCGAAUACCAGAUCACCGCCGCCAAAUUCUCUGGCAAGCAUUCCGAGGAGCUUCUUCGGAGCGAACCGUCAGCGUGACUCGAAUGAAGAUCUUAACGUGAGCCUUUCGAGCACUAUUAAUAUCGACGACGAUCCGUUGGAAACAGCAAGCGUUUCCAAUCACUCUUCAUCAGUUCGUAUGGUAAAGCCGUUCUUCCGGAAUCCGCAUUUGAGAUCUUCGGAUUAAUGUAUUGUAUUUAUAUUUGUUUUCUGUUGAUCGUUGGAUUGUUGAAUUCAGUUGUUCUAGAAGAACACGUUUUUCGCGAUUUUCGUUUCUUUCUGUUAAUAUAAUUUAAAUGGUUUAAACGGUUA
Malaya genurostris is the source of this 2152-nucleotide messenger RNA. Its product is annotated as putative leucine-rich repeat-containing protein DDB_G0290503. The record is from RefSeq and is a predicted model, not a curated record. NCBI's taxonomy places the organism in Eukaryota, Metazoa, Arthropoda, Insecta, Diptera, Culicidae. The transcript has 5 exons. Bases 96 to 2027 code for a protein of 643 amino acids.